UGUCAAACGCAUUAACAUAUUUUUUAUUCGAUGUUGAAGUGAUAAUUAUAUUGUGUUUAAUUUUCACUAAAUCAACUCCUAUAGCCCAAAAUGUCCAAAAUAAAACACACAACCGAAAAAGCACUUCUGAUGCUUCGCUCACUGCCUAGGGUUUCACUGAACAAUAUACGAGAUAAUCCUAAUUCUAAGAAACCGCAAAAACGAGGCCGUGGACAGCACAGUGGAGAUAAACACGGAGCUGGUAAUAAGGGUUCAAAUCAGCGUCAGAAUUAUAUGCGCCUGGGUUAUGAAACAGGAAACACUCCUUUCUAUCUUCGCUUCGGUUAUGAACCGUACUAUAAAGGUCAUCACUUGAAACGAGAGUAUCCGCCAAUCAGUUUAUCGCAGCUACAGAAACUCAUCGAUACCAGCCGAAUAGACACUAGUCAUCCAAUCGAUCUGACUACUAUCUGCAACACAGGUUUGUUUCAGAUUAAGCCAGGCCAAAUGCACUACGGUGUUCAGGUGACCGAAGAAGGUGCCGAUGAUUUUCGGGCCAAAAUUAAUCUUGAAGUUCAGCAUGCAUCAGAACUAGUAAUUGCUUCGAUUGAACGAAACGGUGGCGUUAUUCGAACAGCCUAUUACGAUCCGCACAGUUUGCACGCUGUUGUGAAUCCGAAAAAGUGGUUUGAGAAAGGUGUUCCUAUUCCAAGGAGGAUGCUGCCACCUCAGGAUGCGGUCGCAUACUAUACAGAUGCGAGAAACCGUGGAUAUCUGGCCGACCCGGAGGAAAUCAGCAAAGAUAGGUUGGUGUUAGCGCAAAAGUAUGGCUACAUUUUGCCCAGGAUUGAGGAUGAUCCCGAUUAUGAUAUGUUAACGCAAUGCAAAGAUCCUCGACAGAUAUUUCUCGGAUUGAAUCCUGGUUGGGUGAUUAGCUUGAAGGACAAAGCUAUAAUUAAAAAAGUGGCGCAGUGAAGUAGGUGUCUAAGUAAUAGAAAAACUUAUAAUAAUGAAAA
Messenger RNA from Malaya genurostris, 995 nucleotides. It is a transcript of the gene mRpL15, whose product is annotated as large ribosomal subunit protein uL15m. The coding region runs from base 91 to 954 and encodes 287 amino acids. The record is from RefSeq and is a predicted model, not a curated record. Gene Ontology annotation, biological process: translation. Gene Ontology annotation, molecular function: structural constituent of ribosome. Gene Ontology annotation, cellular component: mitochondrial large ribosomal subunit. Lineage: Eukaryota; Metazoa; Arthropoda; Insecta; Diptera; Culicidae. The transcript has 2 exons.